AUGAAUAUAAAUCGUGCUGGUCAUCCGCCUGGGCCAUGGCGCAGAUAUAACAUCGAUCCCGCCACUGCUGAGCCUCCUGCUCCCCAAACUCCUCAUCCAGCCAUGCCUGGGACUGUUGCCGGCGGAAUUGAAUGUCGGCCGCGGCCCACUGGCGCUGCUGCUGGCGGUGGCUCGGGCUCGGGUGCUGGUGCUGGCGUUGGUUCGGGCUAUGGCUCGGGCUCGGGCUAUGGCUUGGGCUUGGGCUAUGGCUGUGGCGCCGGUGCUGACUUGGGCUCGGGCUGUGGCUCGGGCUCGGGCUGUGGCUCGGGCUCGGGCUGUGGCUCCGGUUUGGGCUAUGGCUCCGGCCCGGGCUAUGGCUCCGGCUUGGGCUCCGGCUUGGGCUUGGGCUAUGGCUAUGGCUCCGGCAUGGGAUAUGGCUCGGGCUAUGGCUUGGGCUUGGGCUAUGGCUCGGGCUAUGGCUCGGGCUUGGGCUAUGGCUCGGGCUAUGGCUCGGGCUCCGGCGUGGGCUAUGGCUCCGGCUUCGGCUUGGGCUGCAUGAGCCCGCUGCUCUGCUGGAAUCAUACUCCAUUCCGCGCCUGA
Aspergillus chevalieri is the source of this 579-nucleotide messenger RNA. RefSeq lists its product as uncharacterized. NCBI's taxonomy places the organism in Eukaryota, Fungi, Ascomycota, Eurotiomycetes, Eurotiales, Aspergillaceae. The transcript has a single exon. Bases 1 to 579 code for a protein of 192 amino acids. The record is from RefSeq and is a predicted model, not a curated record.